CGCAUCUCCGCCGCGUACCCAGGCUAAGCCUCAGCUUUCGCUACUUGUGCUUGUGGCUCUCGUUGUAUCUCACUUCACAUCCACAACCCUCGUUGCAUUGAUCCGAAGACUAACCAUCAUGUUCGGCUUCAUCGCCGAUGGCCUGACUGCUGUCACUACAGUCUUCUUUCCCAUAUUCGCGUCAUACAAAGCCCUCCACACAUCCGACCCAGCCCUCCUCGCACCAUGGCUGAUCUACUUUGUUGUUCUAUCCGCCUGCACAGCCGUCGAGAACACAUUCGACUUCAUCUUGAGUUGGGUGCCAUUCUACUCAUGGAUCCGCUUCUUCGCACAUCUAUAUCUGAUCCUGCCGGGUGCUCAGGGUGCGAGUUACAUCUACCAAGAGCACUUGGAGCCGUUCUUGUACCACCACGAGAAGGAGAUUGACGACUUCAUAACCCAGAGCCAUGACCGUGCAAAAUCUGCAGGCAUGGCCUAUAUCGAGAUGGGCAUCGAGUGGGUGAGGGUCAAUCUGCUAGGUUUCGCGCCUCGCAAACCAGAAGCACCCCCGCCAGCUGGACAGACAUAUGCACAGAACCUUAUGAGUAGGUUUCAGAUGCCUGCAGCGAGGGGCAGCAAUGACCUAUAUGGUCUCGUGAACCAGGCACUCAGCGGAGCAAGCGCACUAUAUACUGCUGGCACUGCCGAAACAAGGGAUGCUCAGGCCUCCGAACUGAGCCGUGGUGCAGCAAAACUCGUCCCAGACUCGAUCCGUAACAACGAAGACCGACUCAACUACGUGACAUCGCAGCGACAGCGCCUCGAAAGCCUCCUGCAAGCAUUUGACCGCGAGCAAGAAAAUAUCCGCACCCAGCAAAAGGGCGGAAACACACACUACGAAUCCAGCAGGAGUAGCGGUAGUCUGUCUCGCAACAGGAGCGAAGCAGAGUUUGAUAGAAUCGAGCGUGACGAGCUGAGCUCUGGAUCAGACCGACCGCCAUACCCCAUCACACCACCCGCCCUAGGUCGGAGGACAAGCAGUGGAUGGAUGCCAUGGAACUGGCAGCGUCAGGAAGCAUCUCAAGACGACCCUCUGGCGUACGGACGAGACCCCGGCGAGCUGAGAAACAGGUCGAGAGGAUCAGGCUUUGAUCUAGGAGAUCGCUAGCGGAAGUCCUCGAGACGAUCAUGAUCUGUGGUAUAAAGAUACAUGUUUUCUGGCGUUUUGAUGGCAAAAAAGUAGAUGAUGGUAUUACAACUGGAAAACCUCACGACUGUAUCAUAGAAGCCGUGUGUCUACUUCGCCUAGCCAAAACUCGAUAGACAUGAGUGGUAUUGCUACAAACCGAGGUAUAACAUG
This is a messenger RNA of Bipolaris sorokiniana ND90Pr, 1339 nucleotides long. RefSeq lists its product as uncharacterized. Lineage: Eukaryota; Fungi; Ascomycota; Dothideomycetes; Pleosporales; Pleosporaceae. The transcript has 2 exons. Bases 119 to 1147 code for a protein of 342 amino acids. The record is from RefSeq and is a predicted model, not a curated record.